Molecule: messenger RNA, 600 nt
Organism: Tuber melanosporum (Perigord truffle)
Lineage: Eukaryota; Fungi; Ascomycota; Pezizomycetes; Pezizales; Tuberaceae
Exons: 4
Coding region: 1-600 (199 amino acids)
Biological process (GO): chromatin organization
Cellular component (GO): nucleus
Source: RefSeq, a predicted model, not a curated record
AUGUUUAUUACACACUUAACUCGGCCCAGGCUGCCGAUAACCUUGAGGAGGGAGCUUUUGGCUUUGCAGGAGAAGAUUAAGAAUAAGGAGAUCAGCAUUCCGUUUGUUUUUUAUGAUGGCACUAAUGUUGCUUCCCCCACCGGAGAGGGAGAGACGGUUAAGAAAGGCGAGGCCGUAUGGCUCUUUCCCAAACGUGCUAGGAGAAUGUCUAGAUGCAGGGAGUGGCUCAGAGUUUCGGUCGAUGAUUUACUGCUCGUCCGCGGCGAAGCGACAAUACCCCAGCACUUUGAAUUCUACUAUUUUAUCGUCAAUCGCACCCUGGGGCCCAACGGAUUAUUAUUUCAUUUUCCUUCAUCCCCAUCGCCUACCCCCCAGACCCGCACUCCGAAUCCCAAUAGAGACAACCCUACAAUGACUAAUAUGGUGGAUCGCCGCUGGUACGAACUGAUUAAGCAGAUAUUCCCCGCGAGCGUGUGGACAGAAUUUAACCCACAUAAAGAUUACUCGAACACGGUAAGGCGGGAUAUGGGUGGGAAUACUUUUUUUUUCUGGUUAAACCAGCUCCUUCUCAGUGGUCAACUCUGGCUGCUCCCUGGUUAG